AUGAAAGUUAAAAAAGUGUUGGAAAAUAUUUUGUGCUGUGGAUUCGAAAAAAAGAUUCCUAAAGAACUAAUAAAAUCGGUUAAAGAUAUAUUAAAACAUAAUGAUAAUAAAAAGAAAGAUGAAAUAAAAGAACUAUUUGAAUAUAUAUCAAAUAUUUUAAACAAAGGUUUUGAAAAUGAUGGUAUAUUGAAUGGAGGUAUAAAUUCUUUAGAUAAUGAAAAAAAAAAAAAAAUAAUUUUUAAUAAUAUAAAAAAAAUAUUUAAAACAUUAAUUUUAUUCAAAAACCAAAAUGAAUACAUAGAAUUGCUUUCAGAUUUUUUAUUUCAUUUAUAUAAAUAUAUGAGAAUAUUGAAUGUGAAAAAAUGUUACAAACUUUUGAAGAAAACCAUUUUUAUACUGGAUAAUGAUAAUAAGAAAAUUCAAAAUUAUAUUCGACCAAACGGGGAACGAAGCGGAGAACGAAGCGGAGAACGAAGCGGAGAACGAAGCAAGAACAAAAACGUAGGAAAUGAUGAUGUGAGAGAUGAUGUGAGAGAUGAAGCGAAAGAUGAAGCGAAAGAUGAUGUAAAAGAUGAUGUGAAAGAUGAAGGAGAUGUGGUAAAUGCAAACAACUUUAUUCUAAAUUUUUUAAUAAACAGUAAUAUAUUAAUUUAUUUGGAAAGGCUUAAGAAGGAAGAUAAACAAAAUUUAUGUUAUGAUGAACAUUAUUUUUAUAUAAAUUUAAAAAAUAAAAUAUUAAAUAAAAAAUAUAUAUUAACAGUUUGUAAUAAUAAUAAUAUUUUGAUGUGUUUUUUAAAAUAUCCCAAAUUUCCUAUAUAUAUAGACACAUUAUUUAAUUUAUUUUUUUUUGUUCGAAAUGAUUUGGAUGUAUUUUUUUUAAAAAAUAUUUUUAAGAAGAUAUCAGAUAUAGUUAAUAUAAAAAAUAAUGAGAUAAAUAAAAAAUUUACAAUAAAAAAAUAUUAUAAUUUAUUAUUUUAUGGAUAUUUUUUUUAUAAAAUAAAAAUAAUAAUAUAUAUGUAUUUAUAUCCUAUGAAAUGCAAAUAUAUAUUAAAUGAUAAAAUUGAAGGUUCAAUAAUUAUAGAUAUAUAUAGAAAUAUAUUAAAAGAUUAUAAAAAUAGUUUAUAUUAUUGUAUAAGUGUAAUAAAUAAUAAUAAAAAAAAUAAUCUUUAUAAUUUUUGUAUAGCUAUUAUAUAUAUAAUAAAUUUAAUAUAUACAAAUCAUAAUACUAUUUUAAAAGUAUUUCCUCAAAAUAGUGAUAAUAUAGCACUUAAAAAAUAUCAAUAUAUUUUUAUGCAAUAUCAAAAUAUAUUUAAAAAAAUGUUUCAAAAUUGUAACAAUGAACAAAAUAUAGAAAAUCAAGUACGAAAAAUUGUGUCCAAUAUUAAAAUGUUUAAGGGAGAUAGCAUAAAUAAUAAAAAAAAAAAUGGAAUAUUAAAAAAAUGUGGAUUGCACAAAUUUGUAUAUCAAGAGAUUCCAGAAAAAGAUUUUUGUUAUACAACAGUAUUUUCUUAUUUUUAUAUUUUAACAAAAAGAAUUAUUCAAAUUUAUGAUUUUCCUAACACAUUAAAUGAUAUCAUAUUUUACAAAAAAUUUUUUAUAAAUAAAUUAUAUAAUCAAGUUAAACAAAAUAAAGGAAAUUUUGAUCAAGAAAAUUAUUCAAAAAUUAUUUAUAAUAAUAUAUUAUUAGAUAAUGUUAAACAUACAUUAUGUCUUUAUAUUAAUAUUGACAAAAAUAUAUUAAAUUUUUAUUUUUUGAGUGAAUUUUAUAAAUUUUUAAUAAAUAAACAUAUAAAUUAUAGGACCUUAUAUAAUAUGCUUAUUUAUGAUACCAAUAAUAAAUAUAACAAAAUUAAUAUUUUUCUUUUUUACCAAAAAAUUAUAUUAAAAAAUAUUUUAAAUUAUGCAUUAUUAAUAAGUGGCGAUAAAAAGGAUGGUAAUAAUAACAAUGUUGGGUUAGUAUAUUUUUUAAAAAAAGAAAAUGAUAAGUUUUCUAAACUUAAAAUAAAUGAGUUUAAUAUAAACAGUAAAGAUAUAAAUAAUAUAGCUUCUUUAAAAGCAGAAAAUUUAUUUGUUAUAUUAAAAAAUAUCGAUUUUGUAAAUUUAAAUGAUAAUAAUAGCAAUAGCAAAGGUUUUAUGUUUAAUAAAAAUGUUAUUAACAUUCUUAUGCACCAAUUAACAAAAGAAGGGUUAGGAUUAUUUAAUUCUAUACACAAAACUAAUUUGAAAGAAAAAAAAAAUGAAGAAACAAAAAAAAUGAUAUAUAAUAAAUUAAAAAAAGAAAUUAUAAUUAUAUUUAAAAGUAUUUAUAAUUUUUCAAAUUCAAUUUUAUCCAUUUUUAACCUUGCCAAGUCAGGUGAAAAAUGUGUACUUUGCAUAAAUGAAAAAAAACAACAUAUUUUAACAACAUGUAAUUAUUAUGAUAAAAUAAAACAUAAAAAUAAAAAAAAUAGUGAUACAAAAUUUGUUUAUUUAAGCUUUAGAAAAGAAUGGGGAGGAAAAAAAAAACAUUUUUAUUUUAUUAAAAAUUGUAUAAAAUUAUAUGUAAAUAUUAUUGAAAACAUAUUUAAGAAUAUUAAAGAAAAAGAAAUUGAUAUUUUAAAUCAACUUGGUGUAGCUAUUCUGUUUGCAUUCGAUUUUAUUAUAUUUUAUGUUGUUAAUAAUAUGACUAUAGAAAAUGAUCCUAAAUCAAAAAUAUUUAAACUUAAAAAGGUGUAUAAUAAUGUAUUCGCAGAAGUAUGCAAUAUACAUGAAGCGAUGAAGAAAAUUGCAAAUGGAAAAAGUGGAAAAAGUGAAAAAAAUGAAGAGAGUGGUGAACACUGUUUGGUAGCUUUGUCGGAGAUACAGACAAAUUUAACCAAAUUUUCAAAAUAUUAUUACUUUAUAAAUAAAAAAUUAAAUACACAAAUUGAUAAGAAUUAUUUAUCUUUAUUUGUUAAUUAUAACCAUUUACAAAAAAAAAGCGAAAAAAAAAAAAUGCAAACUUUAUAUAUUUCAAAAAAAAUAUUUAAGCAACUAAAAGAUACAAAAAUUGAUGGAAUAUUAAAAGAUACAAAGAUUGAUGAAAUUAAAAGUGACAUUGAAAACGGAGAUGGUGUUGAAAACGGAGAUGAUGUUGAAAGGGGAGAUGGUGUUGAAAGCGGAGAUGACAUUAUUGUUUCUAACUCGGCACUUUUAGACAUAUUAGCGGAAAGUUCGACUAAGGAUCACACAAAAAUUGUUGGUAAUGUUGGUAAUGGUGGUAAUGGUGGGAAUGCCGAAACGAAUAAUGAACCCACUGUGGAAAAGAAGAAAGCACAUACUGAUGUAUUCUAUAACAUAAACGCUUUACUAACAUUAUUAAAAGUGAAUUCCAAAAGACAAAAUCUUAAAGAAUCCAUUUCAUCUUUAUUUUUUUUGCUCAAAUCGACUAUCUUACUAUCGAAGCGAAUUAAAGUGGCGAGCAAGCGGGUCGGCAUGCUGGCCAAGGCGGAGAAAGAGGCGGUGGAAGAUGAGGAGGAAAAUGAGGUAGAAAAUGAGGAAAAAGAAGCAGAUGCAGAGGAAGAGGCAGAGGAAGAGGCGGUGGAAGAUGAGGAGGAAAAUGGGGUAGAAAAUGAGGAAAAAGAAGCAGAUGCAGAGGCAGAGGCAGAGGAAGAAGCCGAGGCAGAGUCCGAAACAGAGGGCGAGUCGGAAGAUGCGGCAGAAAACGAAUACAUAGUCAACGCGAGGAAGGUGGGGAAUAUGUAUAUAGAAGAUAUGCUAAAUUUGGAUAAAAAAAUAAGACACUAUAUUGUUUGCUCCAAAAUAGAUAGAAAAGUAAAAAUAGAAGUUAGUGAUAAUGAAGAAGGGUUAAUAGAAAAAUAUGUAAUAAAAAUAUUAAUAAUGUUAAUAAAAAAUGGUAAAAAUAAUUCUGAUAUUAUAAAUUUAUGUUUAAAAUGCUUAGAUUUUUAUAAUAAUAUUGAAAAUAAAAUUUUUAAAAAAAAAAAAAAAAAUAUUGUAAUUAACUAUUUAUAUGAAUUUGUACAAAUAAUUAUGUUUACAAAAAAAACAAGAAAAUGUUACUCAAAAUUUUUAAUAAACUUUUUUAAAAGCUCAUUUAUAAAAUAUAUAAAUGGUGAUGAAAUAUUUAGUAAACAAUUUAGUGGGAAAAAAAUAUUUCCAAUUCUUUUACAAAAAUUUACGUCAGAUUUUUAUAUUUAUAAUUAUAUAAAUGAUGAGAAAAAAAUAAAUGUAAUGAAUAUGAAGGAAAAACAAAAUGUGUCAAAGAUGUUAUUUGAAACUGUGUUCCAAAAGGUCGGAAAAAAAGAGGGAGAAAAUGGCGGUGAAAAGGAAGAAGUUGAAAAUGGCGGUGAAAAGGAAGAAGUUGAAAAUGGCGGUGAAAAGGAAGAAGUUGAAAAUGGCGGUGAAAAGGAAGAAGUUGAAAAUGACGGUGAAAAGGAAGAAGUUGAAAAUGACGGUGAAAAGGAAGAAGUUGAAAAUGACGGUGAAAAUUUUGAGAAUUAUGUUAAUUGUAUAGUGAAUAAAGAAGAAAAUAACAAAACCAUUUUAACCUCAUCCAAUUUAGAUGAAUUAAAAAAUAUAGUACAUAAUAUUUUUAUAGAAUUAAAUUGUGUACUAAAUCAAAACAAUCCAUAUCUUUUUAAUAAAAAGCGAAAUUUAACACUCAUAUUAUUAUUAAAAAAUAUAUGUCAGAUUAUAUUUAUUAAUGAUCCUAAUAUAUUAUUAUUUAAAAAUCAAUUUAUUAAUAAUUAUAUGAAUGAAAUUAUCACAUUUAAAAAUAAGUUAGAUGAAAAAAUAAAUACACAACAGAUUUCUAUUAAUAUAAAUAACUUUUACAAAAAAAUUGAAAAACUAAUUAAAUUUGUUCAUAUUAAUGAUGAUAUAAAUAAUUCCAAAAAUAUUAAUACUCCUCACAAUUUUGCUAAAAAUAAACGCCCAAUAAAUGAUGAUAUGCGUAACGUAAAAAAGGUUAAGGUCUAA
Plasmodium yoelii is the source of this 4956-nucleotide messenger RNA. Its product is annotated as conserved Plasmodium protein, unknown function. Lineage: Eukaryota; Apicomplexa; Aconoidasida; Haemosporida; Plasmodiidae. The record is from RefSeq and is a predicted model, not a curated record. The transcript has a single exon. The coding region runs from base 1 to 4956 and encodes 1651 amino acids.